This is a messenger RNA of Salvelinus sp. IW2-2015, 4429 nucleotides long. It is a transcript of the gene ccar2, whose product is annotated as cell cycle and apoptosis regulator 2. Gene Ontology annotation, cellular component: nucleus. Gene Ontology annotation, biological process: regulation of DNA-templated transcription. The record is from RefSeq and is a predicted model, not a curated record. Lineage: Eukaryota; Metazoa; Chordata; Actinopteri; Salmoniformes; Salmonidae.
UCGUCCCUUAGCAAGAGGCGAUGGGGCAGGAGAGGGACCCCACUGUCGUUCGGGUGCAGGUGGGUGGCGAGGGUAUGUCUGCCUUGGACCCGGGGCCUGAGGAGGUAGCAUGAACCGGUUGACUGGCAAACGGGAUUGGGCCAGCCAGAGAUGGUGCCGGGAGGUAACCACCUGCACCAUGGCCCAUCCGUUGGCGCGGGCCACAUCCCUCUGGAGCAGGGAGAGCAGGCGAGACAUCUCCAUCGCUUCCCGGAGGAGCUCCUCUGUGCCCUCCUGCAGUUAGGGCAACAGAGUCUGCAGGUAGGCCUGCAGCAGCAUGGCCGUAUUGGUAAGGUGGCCAAGAGAGCAGAGGGACCCAUAUGUGGCUUUCAAGUCUGCAUCAAAGACUCUGGGUGGGGGUUCCGGCUUCAGUCGCGGUUUCCACCCUAUAAUCUCUUGGUCCAGGAGGACCAUGGCAGCUAUCAUGUUGUCCAUAGUCGGGUACUUCCGGAGGCCGAGUGACUCCACGUCCGCAACAUAUCUCCAUGGUCUAGUCUUUGCUGUGAGUCGGAAGCGCCCCCAGGCAGAGGCCCAGCUCUCAUGCAAGGCCUCGCGGAACUCAGCAGAGAUGGGGACAGAUGGAGAGUCCUCACUGUCCACCAGUUUGAUGUCCAGUGCAGUGGCUACCCGAGUGAGUAGGCUCCUCAUAGCCUCUCGAGCUUCUGGGGGGCGAUGAAGCCCCGUUGCCAGCUUCUGAUGGCCUGGUAGCCCUGCUCACGGUGGUGAACAGCGCUAGCAUCGUCCCCCAGGAACAGCCUAUCACUGGCCAACAGGGAACAGCUGUCGUCGCCAUCGAACCUAUCAACCUCCUGAUGCAGGGCAUGCACCUUCCGUUCAAGGUGGUCUCAGCGGUCUGACUCAUGCCCCCGUCCAGGACUGGCAGCAGAAGGGCCCAGUCGAGAGGCCUGAGGUGGCUUCGGCCACGCUUCCUGGGAGGGGUACUGGGCCCAGUAGAGGGAUUAACAGCUCGCUGCGCACCACUCCUGAGGGAGGGAGCUUGUUCCCAGCCUUAGCCCGAGGUUGGCCGACCCACUCGCGCAUGGCCUCCAAUCACGUCAGGAGCAGGUGUUCUGAGAACACCACACAAAACAGGGAUCCAGUAGGGCGUUCCACCGCCCUCUCCGUGUGGCUCAAACGCAGGCAGUGCAUAUACGAGGUAUGCAGAUCCCCAGGGGGGAAGCCACCAUCACAUCUGUCAAAGGGAAGCCAUAAGCUCAGCCAAGCCAACAGAGCAGGAGUCCGACGCCCUGGGAGGGCUUAUAUAGUGACCCGCUUAGAGGAAUAGGAACCCGGAGAGGGAUAAAUUACCCAGUACCUCCGCAAAAACCGGGGAAGACCCAUAUAUUUGAAAAACAGGCAGACAAAAAAACAGCAACCAGGUAAUGGAUUUGAUUUGUAUGUUAGUUUAAAUUUUUACUGCAAUAUUACCUUUUAUUAUCCAAGCAGUAAAAACAGCACUAUAUCAUGGAGUAACUUCGUUAAGGAACUUCAAAGUUAAUGUCUCAACGUAGUGGAAGCCCACCACAAUACUCUUACCUUCUGCAGGGGAAAGAACAAGAAAAAACCUUGCAGGAUAAUUAGCAGAGAACCAAUUCACAACACACACAUUGAACAAGCUAGUGGGCAAGUUGUGUAAGGUAAAUUACAGUUUGUGGCAACGAGCCACCAUACUAAUGGAUGCACACGGAGUCGUAGUGUAACGCUAACGAAACACAAGUAUGACAAACCACGGGCGGAAGAUACAGAUCAACCACGCGCAGCAGGUGGAGCACUCGAGGGGCUGGCCAUGUGGCCAACUGCUCCAGGCUGCAAACAGCCAGUCUGUUCCAGAAAGAAGUAGGUCCAGACCGAUCCAGCUAAGGAGUGAUACUGAGCAGAUACAUGGAUAGCCAAAUGAAGCAACGCGUCUUCACUGGGGUCGUGACCCAGCUCCAGGAGCAUUAUGGGAUGGUGGACCAGGAAGUGCGUUUUCAGAAGAGUGUGGUGAAGGGGAGAGUUCCGGCACUGGGGGAGAGGGUGCUGGUAAAGGCUGUCCUGGAUCUGUCUCAAUCACACAGCUGGAGCGCCCAGAGAGUACAGACCCUCACAGAACACACACAGACGGCAAAGUUUCCUCGUCCUCUCCUGCCCUCCAUGAUGCCUGCACACGCACAGAAACCGGGCAUUCUGGGUAGCAAGCCACAGCCUCUCCUCAAAUCUCCCAAGAUCCCUCCUCUCAUCCCCAGCAUCCUUCACACUGUGGCCAAGCCGGGGUUGCUGCAGACUCCAUCAUGGGGGGGUCAGUUUGAGGGCUGGGGCAGAGGCAUCAGGAAGAGACCUGCUGAGGCAGGGAGACGAGGAGACCGCCGGGAGGACAGUGGAGUGAGGGGUUGUGACCAGAAGAGGAGGAGGUGGAAGGAGGAGGAGGAUAAGGGAGCUCACCCCAAAAAGACCUCCCCUACCCCAGUUCAGAGUCCCGCCCUCUUCUCUUGCUUCCCCAGGGAUUGUGUGUCCUGUGACAGUCUAGAGCUACAGCGUCGCUACCCCCAUCUCCCUCUCCCCCCAUCCGUCUGCCACCUGUCAAUCAGUUGGAUUGACAGCUUUCCUCCCUCCCAGCCCCUCCCCUUCCCCCUCCCACAGCCCUGCCUUUACCACAUAGGCCCCGUCGAGGCUGACCAACACACACACACUGAGAGAGAGGGUGCAGAGUGCACUGUAAAGGUGCUGCUGUUGUCCAUGGCCAGUUCAGAGGCGCUGUACAGACAGUGCUGUGGGCUGCAGGACCGGAAAGAACAGCAGGAAGGUGCUGUGCACCCUGCCUCUCUCAUCAAGUUCCUGUUGGGGGAGGUAGGGGGUGAGUUUCGGGCCCUGGGGGGUCCGUGGUGUCUUGAGACAGAUGGCGGCGGUCCCAGUCCGCUUAAGGACCCUCGGGCACUGCUGAGGACAGCCCUGCGCUGUGUGAGGGAACAGAGUGGACUGGACCUCAGUGGCUGCUCCCAGUGGUAUAAGAUGGCUGAGCUGAGCUAUGUUUGUGAGGGGAAGCUGGAGACAGUGGUGUUUUUGUUACCUGAUGUCUGGAGGAUCGUACCUACAGAAGACGACUGGAGCACACUCAGGACUCAGGAGGAGGAAGGGGCCCCUCUCCCUGCCGCUCCAUGCCUGGUUGCAAGGCCCCGUCCUGGGCUAUCCCUCUGCCCCGUCCCCCUCUCCUCUCUCCUGGAGCCCCACACCUCCACAACCAAGGAGGCCUUUGAGGUGGGCUUGCUGGCAGAGUUGUUUUGUGAGAUGCUUCAGAGGGACUUUGGUCUACUGCUCUACCGCUGUCUCUGCUCUCUAACGCCUACACACACACCCACGGAGGAUGAACAGAUAAAGAACGACAAAAAGCAGAGAAUACGGGAUGAGAGGAGUAAAAGAUUUCAGGAAAGAGGAGAGAGCGGAGGGAGAGCAGCGGAGGAGACUGAUGAAGAUGGAGAAGAGAUAGAUGAGAAAGAAAGAGAGGGAGAGGGAGAAAGAGAGAUGUUGGGAGAGGAGGGAAUUACUAGUGAGAAUUCAGACUGCCUCUUAAAGCACAAUGUGCUGUCUCGUAGGGUGUUGUUGGCCUGUGUGUUCUUUGACAAACGGCUCACUGGCAGCCUCAGACAAGCAGACCUUCACAACAUCUUACUAUCACUAGGGCUGUGGCUCACACCCACCCAAGUCCAGGUGUUGUUGAAUAAGGUGUGUGUGGACGGGCAAUGUCCAUACAGGAUGCUAGCCUCUCGCUGGGAGGAGACGGAACACACAGAACCUGAUAUCAGCAUGGAAGGUAACCGUGGGUUGUUUCGUGGAGCUCCAAAGAAGGAGAAGGCUUGUGGCCGGAAGUCUGGGGGAUCCAGGGGGCCAGCUGCAGCUGUGGGGGCUGAGGUGGUCUCCUACAAGGGCAGUGUGGUAAACAUCCCCAGCCUGCUACAGGCCAUGGAAGCAGCAGACAGAACACGGAAAGCCCUGGAGCUACGCAUCGCCACCCUACAGGAUGCACUGGUGGAUGCUGCGGCUGUCACUCAGGGCCAGGAGGAGGGUCUUAGCAGCAGGCUGGAGAAGGUGGAACUUCGAAGCUCAUCCUAUGAGAAGAAGCUGAAGGAGGACGCUGGUCACAUGUUCGCCCUCAUCCACAAAAUGCAGGAAAUGGUCGACAAGACAACAAGCCUGACUCAAUCAAAAACAGCAAAUGAAGAGCACUGAUUGGUCGGAGCAGAACAGAGAUGUGAAGAUCAACUUGAAAGAUUACAUUAUUGCAUACACACACGCACCAGCCGGCGUGACGGAGAUGAGUGAGUGACUACACACACAUACAGUCAUGACCGAAAGUAUUGGCACACUUGAUAAUGAGCAAAAAAGACUGUAUUUAAAAAAUGAUACAAUUACUGAG